Molecule: messenger RNA, 2591 nt
Organism: Prosopis cineraria
Lineage: Eukaryota; Viridiplantae; Streptophyta; Magnoliopsida; Fabales; Fabaceae
Product: protein FAR1-RELATED SEQUENCE 8-like
Exons: 2
Coding region: 338-2440 (700 amino acids)
Biological process (GO): regulation of DNA-templated transcription
Molecular function (GO): zinc ion binding
Source: RefSeq, a predicted model, not a curated record
UAUUCUGUGUUUGAAUGCCCCCUUCGUUCUGGCCAAAAGAAGGCAAAUGUUUGAAUUGCCGCCGCCCACCGUGACGGCGUCAUGGCUCUGGUUCCGAGAAUCCGACCUCUCAUAAGUCAUGACAAGUACUCAGGUGGAGAUGAAUUAGUUUUUUUUUUUUUUAAAAAAAAGCUUUCUGAGAAAACUAUCGUGAUUUGAUGCUUUUCAAAAAUUGUGGGGCGCAAAAGUAUUAAACAAGAAAUUCGGGGACCUUUGUCCAAACGCAAGGUGGAGGGGGUUAGGGCAAGGCCGAUCUCACAGUCUUCGACGACGGAACACAUAAGCCUCUAGUCAGACAAUGACAGGCGAUACCUCGUAUUCUGCGGCCAACAAGAGCUUGUCGCCGAGUCAUAACCUCGACAUCACGAUAGAGGAAGGAUCUCCAAACAGUGAGUAUUUUGUUGAUGCCAAGAAUGAGUGGAGUGAAUUGGAGAUUGAUGCAGAUGAUCUUGAAAGUGGGAGAGAUGAAACGGAGAUUGUUGAUUGUCAUAAUGGGGAAUCUCAAGUAAAAGACUACCCUCCACCAGUGGUAAGGAUGGAAUUCGAUACUUAUGAUGAUGCCUAUAAUUACUACAAUAGCUAUGCCAAAGAACUUGGAUUUGCUAUUAGGGUUAAAUCAUCGUGGACCAAACGUAACAGCAAAGAGAAGCGUGGUGCUGUGCUCUGCUGCAACUGUGAGGGUUUCAAAACAGUGAAGGAAGUAAAUAGCCGAAGGAAAGAAACAAGAACAGGUUGUCUAGCAAUGAUUAGGUUGAGAUUAGUGGAAUCUAACAGGUGGAGAGUUGAUGAAGUCAAGCUUGAGCAUAACCAUUCAUUUGAUCCUGAGAGAGCACAAAACUCUAAAUCACAUAAGAGGAUGGACAGUGGAGCCAAAAGAAAGGUUGAGCCAACUUUAGACGUUGAAGUAAGAACAAUCAAAUUAUAUCGAACGCCUGUUGUUGAUUCAUCAGGUUAUAGAAGCUCAAAUGCUAAUGAAGAAGGAACUAAAGACCAUGCUAAUUUUUCUAGGCACUUGAGACUUAGAAAAGGAGAUGCAGAAGUUAUUGCAAAGUACUUCUGCCACAAACAACUGAUGAAUCCUAAUUUUUUCUAUGUCAUGGACCUGACUGAUGAUGGACGUAUGAGGAACAUCUUUUGGAUUGAUUCAAGAUCAAGGGCUGCAUAUGGUUACUUUGGUGAUGUGGUUGCAUUUGACUCAUCAUGUUUGUCAAACAAUUAUGAGACUCCGCUGGUUGCUUUUGUUGGUGUCAACCACCAUGGGCACUCUAUUUUAUUUGGAUGUGGUCUACUUGCUGAUGAGUCAUUUGAAACUUACAUUUGGUUAUUUAGGGCAUGGCUUUCAUGUAUGUCUGGUCGCCCUCCACAAACUAUCAUUACAAAUCAGUGUAAAACCAUGCAAAGUGCAAUAACUGAGGUUUUCCCUAGAGCCCACCAUGGAAUUUGUCCGUCACAAGUCAUGCAAAGCAUUCUUGGAGACUUGGCUCUGUCGCAUGAAUAUGAUGCAUUUCAGAUGGCAUUGACUAAAGUGAUAUAUGAAUCUAAAACAGUUGAUGAAUUUGAGAGGGCUUGGGAGGAAUGGACUCAACAUUUUGGAAUAAGCAAUCAAGAGAAGCUCCAAUUGCUACACGAAGAACGGGAGCGUUGGGCCCCAGUUUAUUCCAGGGACACAUUUUUUGCCGGAAUUUUUGACUAUGAAAAGGAUGAGGCCUUGAGUCCCUUUUUCUAUGGUCGUGUGCAUCAACAAACUUCCUUGAAAGAAUUUUUUGACAUUUUUGACUUAGUUUUACAAGAGAAGCAUGAAAAAGAAGGUCUUGCUGAUUUAGAGUCGAGAGAUUCAACACCCUUACUGAAAACAAGAUGUUACUAUGAGUUGCAGCUCUCAAAACUGUACACAAAUGCAGUAUUCAGUAAGUUCCAAGACGAAGUGAUGAUGAUGUCUUUUUGUUUCAGCAUCUCAGAGUUUCAAACAAAUGGGUCUUUAGUGACGUACAUAGUUAAAGAACACGUGGAGGAAGAAUCAGUGAGGGAUGUCAGGCAAUAUGAAGUCAUGUAUGAUAAAGCAGGAGCAGAAGUUCGCUGUGGCUGUAACUGCUUUAACUUCAAAGGCUAUCUAUGCCGGCACGCCUUGUGUAUCCUUAAUUACAAUGGUGUGGAGGAAAUUCCAUGUCAGUAUAUUUUGUCGAGAUGGAAGAAGGAUUAUAAGAGAUUGUAUGUACCAAAUCUCAGCUCCAAUAAUGUUGAUAUCACCAACCCUGUUCAGUGUUAUGAUCAUUUGUACAGACGGGCUAUGCAAGUUGUUGAGGAAGGAAUGGUAUCUCAAGAUCAUUAUAUGGUUGCUUGGCAGGCAUUUAAAGAGUCCUUGAACAAGGUCCGCCUUGCAGCAGCAGACAAGAUUGAAUAAGUGGAUCAAAGAGUGCACGUAGUUUGUACCUGUAGAAUUUCUUUUAUUCAUUUUUUUCCCCUGCCAGCCAUUGCACACACGAUUGGUUCUUUGGGUGAUGUUUAUAGCUGUUGGCCAUGGCUGUUCAUCAUAUGUAGUUUGUAUCUCCGUA